Solea senegalensis (Senegalese sole) is the source of this 1089-nucleotide messenger RNA. Its product is annotated as endonuclease domain-containing 1 protein-like. The transcript has 2 exons. The record is from RefSeq and is a predicted model, not a curated record. Gene Ontology annotation, molecular function: nucleic acid binding; hydrolase activity; metal ion binding. NCBI's taxonomy places the organism in Eukaryota, Metazoa, Chordata, Actinopteri, Pleuronectiformes, Soleidae. Bases 75 to 1058 code for a protein of 327 amino acids.
AAGUCUGUGUUCGCCGACAUCUCUCCCGAGCAAACUUAAACUCAGCCAGUCUGCAUGUUGCUCUUUUAUGCACGAUGUUUCGAAGGAAGCUGCUGCAAUUCUCCAUAGGAGCUCUGUUUCUUGCCCUACCCUGGCUUGGUGGAGUGGUCUUUGGAGAGGUCAACGAUGACUUCUCCAAGUGCCUCGAUUUCUUCCACCAGAGAACUCCACCACAGGGCAUCAGUGCCACAGGAGGAUACCAGCCAAUAUGCCAGCGCCACAAAAACCAGUAUCACUUUGCCAGCCUGUACCGCCGUCAGCAUCGCGUGCCACUGUACUCUGCGUACAUACUCAGCCCUGCAGAUGGAAAACGGCCCAACAGCACUUGGAUGUAUGAGCCACAGUUGGUGUAUUCCCGAGCCGAUCCAAACAUGGCAACUUUACGGACACCUGUGGACCAAAAUGUGAUGGAGACCCAGGCGGUGACUGACGACUACAGGAACUCCAACUUCACCAAAGGCCAUCUCAAUCCCAGCAUGCACCAGAAGACAAGAGAGAACCGUCAGGCGACCUUCACCCUGACUAACAUCGUCCCUCAGCGCGCGGGCUCCAACUCUGGCCCCUGGAGCAGUCUAGAGAGGGAUGUGUUGAGAAAAUUCAACACAAUCUGUGAAGGGCCGAUGCAUGUGAUCACCGGGGUCCUGCCGUAUGAGUCUGGAGCCCGCUGGAUCAACAACCGAGUGUCUGUCCCCGAGUACAUGUGGUCUGCGUACUGUUGCCCGUCCUACAAACCUGACCUACCCGAGUCUGUGCGGCCAUUUUUCCCCACAUACGCUGCCGUGGGGAGAAAUGACCGCAACAGUGGAACGGAGAUUGUUCCGGUUGAUUUAAAGGCGAGGUCCUCGGUGCGAGGCUACGAUGUGAGACGUAUGACUUUAGAGAGUCUGGAGGGCAUCCUGAGACAAAGGCUGGCCAUGCCCAUCAGCCUGUUUGCUGGGCAGUGUCAGACCAGACCCAGUGACCCUUUGGAUCUGGUCCAUCCGUCUGCAACCAUCUUUGUCACUUCUCCACCCAAAUAAAAAUUAAUCUGGAGCUGCAAAAAAAACCUAU